UUCAAGAUAAAGUAUUUGUAUAUAUCUUUCUAAAGAAGAAAAUGAAAAGCUUGAAUAACUAGAGAGGCCAGAACUUCUCAUAAAACAGAACAUGAUUGCUGAUAAGCGCGCCUCUAAAUGCAUAGCCAAGAAUGGGAAGCACAAAUAGUUUCGAUCUCUAUGUUUGGCCGGAAAAUUCACAUCAUGGGCUCUGCAGAGUUGAUGCAUUCUCUCCAGCGCCAGGGCAAGGUUGCCUCUUUUUGUUACUUGGAGGCCCAUUUCACAGUCGAACUCGGCGGUCUGAGUAGAGACGCAUCGAGGAAACUUGUCGCUAAUUUAGAGCCAGCCUCCGAGAACCCAGCCUUCUAAUAUAUGGGUUGAAAGCCACACAGCAGGCGCUCUCGCCACUUGGUGGAGUUGAUAGAAUGAUCCAUUUUGCAGCAGAAAUUAUACAAGCCCACCUUGGCAAUUUAGUAAACGAGGCAGGGCAUGAAAAUUCAAGUAUCGGUCUUUGGGCGUGGGUUCAGCACGAAAUCACAGUCGCCACAACAGAGAGUAUCUAUGGUCCUGCGAAUCCGUAUCGAGAUGCAAAGGUAGAAGCUGGGUUUUGGUAUGUAUCACUCAAACAAAUAUUUUCUGUCGGAUGCAGCUGAAUUUGCUCUAGGGACUUUGCUAAUGAUAGCAUAACACUCUUGCUAACGACGCUUCUUCCUGCUUUCCUUGCUUCAAAACCUAUUAAAGGUCGAGCCAUAGUAGUAGAGGCGAUGAGCCUUUACUUCGCUGAUGGCGGCCAAAAAAUGGUUCAUCGCUCGUCCAAGCAAGACAUUGAGCUCUGUCAGCCGAGAUGACUCACGACGACCUCGCCAGGUUUGAGUGUGUAAAUGGUAUCGCAAUAAUGACGAACACGGUUCCCACAGCUUUCUGGACGCUUACACAUAUUCUCGGAUCCAGCGCUUCUUGAAGAGGUUCGGAAACAGGCUCGAGCAAUGGCAGCCACCGAAUAAUUGCCUCAAACAAAUUGUCCUACAAAGCAAGAUUAAUCUUCGCAAAUUGAAAGAUGUGUCAAUACUCUUUUCUGCUCAACAAGAAGCCUUAAGAUUCCGAGCUACGGGAUCAGGACCACGUAUGGUCAUGGAAGAUAUGAUCGUUGGGGACAACCAGUAUUUACUUAAGAAAGGCUCGAUCGUGAUCAUAGCCAACAAAGCAUUACAUUUUGAUGAGAAGACAUGGGGAGAAAAUGCUGGUUCAUUUCAUGCAGGCCGCUUUUGUGGCAAGGUUUCCGGACAUGCUUUUCGAGGCUUUAGCGGAGGGGUAAAUUCAUGUCCUGGACGAGGUUUCGCUAUGGCAGAGUUAGCAGCGCUCGUGGCAAUGCUAGCAAUGAGGUUCGACGUAAUACCAGUUCGGAAGACCUGGAUUGAACCUGGUCAGGAUCUCAACAACUUGUCCGUUCAGAUUGCUCCCCCAAAAAGGAAGGUCAUGGUAAAUAUAGUAACAAGGGAAAAUUCAAGCCAGGAGAAUUGGUGUUUUGAAUAAUCCUGGAAGUUCCUAGUCGGAGGAGGGACUGUAUGAUCUCCAUUAUCAUUAUGCGGCAGAUUAAUUAUUGAUAUAAGAAGCCCAGAUGGCUCUAGAGUAGCGGUGGCCGAAAUGACAUGAAGGAUACGGAUCACAAAUUGCCAAACAAUGUUAGUUCCCAAAUUCAAGAUCAAACAUUGAAUUUGAUUGUCCAAAUUGGUCUGUAAUUAUAACAUUGUCACUUAAUUGUCCAAAUCAAAUCAGAACAUCAAUGGUCUAUUGCUUUGGUUGAGAAAUGGAAGCAUGGGAGAAUGCUAGAUAUAAUUCCUUUUCCUUGAGUCGAACCCGCAAACUGCAGUAA
Messenger RNA from Sclerotinia trifoliorum, 1852 nucleotides. The record is from the annotation of a GenBank genome assembly. NCBI's taxonomy places the organism in Eukaryota, Fungi, Ascomycota, Leotiomycetes, Helotiales, Sclerotiniaceae.